Messenger RNA from Plenodomus lingam JN3, 207 nucleotides. RefSeq lists its product as uncharacterized. NCBI's taxonomy places the organism in Eukaryota, Fungi, Ascomycota, Dothideomycetes, Pleosporales, Leptosphaeriaceae. The record is from RefSeq and is a predicted model, not a curated record.
AUGUCUACUUUCCAUCUCGACGUCAUGUCACCGUUUUCACCCAUUACAGCAUACUCCAAGCUGGAACAAUCAAGGAUCCACCAGCAGAGAAGUUUUGUCCUACCUAUCAUCGACAUGGUGUUGAUUAUUGUUGGGCUAACAUACGGAGGAACUGCCGUAUCAAACAUCAAGGAACAAUACCAAUCAGGACAAUUCUUCCAAAUUUAA